AUGGUUGCCAGCUCCUACACCUCCAGCCCAAGAAGAUCAUACAACCCUGCCGGUAGCUCCACCUCCUCCUCUCCCACCGACAGAAAAUCAUCCGACAGCAAUAGUAUUAACAAUUCAUCAUCAUCAUUAUUGGCGUCAACCUCGUCGAGAUCCUCGAGGGCUCCAGCUAAUCAGCUUCCCAUUGUUAUUCCUAUUCACUCUGGUAAAAAUUUGUGGAAACUGUAUUUUCCUUGUGAAGAACAAACAACUAAUGCUGAUUCUAUUGAAAAUAUCAAAUGCUUUCAAGCUUAUAUAGAAAGAAAUAGAAGUACAUUUGAUUUGGAAAAAAUUGAUCAGACCCGCAGUGUGUCUUUGGACAUGCAAAAUCUAUUAAGUGAUGAUGAGUUUAAAACCAAAUGGUCUACUUUUCAAAAUGACUUGUUUGAGAAUCCUGAUACAACUUUACGAAUUUUAGAAUUUUGUUUACAUGAGGCACUAAAAUGUGAAUCUCGUAUAAAAGUCAGAAUAUUAAACCAUGAACCAGUCAUUCCAAUUGCUAACUUAAAAGUUAAUUAUUUUGGUAAACUAGUAACUAUAAAAGGUACUGUUAUAAGAGUAGGUAGCAUAGGUCUCAUAUGCAGUUCUAUGGCUUUUGAAUGUUCUAGUUGCCAUAGUAUUCAAGCUGUGAUGCAACCUCAAGGUAUAUUUACAGCUCCAAAUUUUUGCCAAAAUUGUAAAAGUGGACAUAAAUUUGAACCUUUACAGUCUUCACCUUUUACAAAUACAACUGACUGGCAAAUAGCUAAGAUACAAGAAAUUCAGUCGCAGAGCAUUUCUGGAACUAUACCUAGAACAGUUGAAAUAGAACUUCAGGGUGACCUCGUAGGCAGUGCUUGUCCUGGAGAUGUACUUUCUGUGACUGGUAUUGUACAGGUUCGUGGUGAAAGCAAAGGUGGUGAAGAUGGAAGGAGAGCCGCUAGACUUUUGCAACUUUAUGUAGAAGCUGUUUCUAUACACAGUCAGAGAAAUCUAAGCAACCCUACAUUAUCUUUCACUUUGAAGGACUACUAUGCAAUACAGGAAAUACAUGCUUCAGAAAAUGUCUUCAGACUUCUAGUACAUUCUCUUUGUCCAACUAUAUUUGGACAUGAGAUGGUUAAAGCCGGCCUUAUACUAGGAUUGUUUGGUGGAACAGAAACUGAAAAUGGUGUUCGGCCCAACCCUCAUGUGCUAAUAGUUGGAGAUCCUGGCCUAGGGAAAUCACAACUAUUGCAAGCCGCUGCACAUGCUGCUCCGAGAGGUGUGUACGUGUGCGGCGCGGCGGCGUCGGCGGGCGGGCUGACGGUGGCGCUGGGCCGCGACGCGGGCGGCGGCGCGGCGCUGGAGGCCGGCGCGCUGGUGCUGGCCGACCGCGGCGUGUGCUGCGUCGACGAGCUGGACAAGAUGAGCGCGCACCACAGCAGCCUGCUGGAGGCGAUGGAGCAGCAGCGCGUGAGCGUGGCCAAGGGCGGCGUGGUGUGCAGCCUGGCCGCGCGCGCCACGCUGCUCGCCGCCGCCAACCCCGCCGCCGGCUCUUAUAACCGGGCAAAAACAGUAGCAGAAAAUUUAAAACUAAACUCUGCACUUCUAUCGAGAUUUGAUUUAGUUUUUAUCUUACUAGAUUUGCCAGAUGAGAAAAUAGAUGCGAUGCUGUCUGAACAUGUGUUAGCCUUACAUUCUGGUUCAAAGAAUAAACGUAAAGGAGAUGCAUCUACAAGUUAUAAUAAUCCCAAUAUACUAUCUAGUCAGCCUGAGAGUGACAUUCCUUUAAGCAAAAGAUUACGACUGAAACCAGGUGAGGUCAUUGAUCAUUUACCAUUAGUUUUACUUAGAAAAUACAUUGCAUAUGCUAGAAGAUACGUUCAUCCCAAGUUAAGUACUGAAGCUGCGAAUAUCUUGAAAGAUUUCUACUUGGAACUUCGUCAUCAGCACCAGGGGAUUUCAAAUGAAGGAGCCUCGAUCACUACUAGGCAGUUGGAGGCGUGUAUUAGACUUACACAGGCUAGAGCGAGGGUAGAUUUAAGAGAAGAGGCGACAGCUGAGGACGCCAGAGACGUCAUCGGUCUUAUGAAACACAGCCUUAUGGAUACGUUCAGUGACGAAUUCGGAAAUAUACAAUUAUCGCGUUCUAUAAACGGAUCUGGUCUUAGUUCAAGAAAUAAGGUCAAACGAUUUUUAGAUCUGUUGAGUCGGCGAUCGCAUCAACUAGGAAAAGACAUUUUCACAAGACAGGAGUUGAUACAAAUACACAAAUCAGCGGGCAUCGCUGGCGAUCCAAAUGAUCUGAUAGAAGCUAUGCACAUUCAUUCCUAUUUACUUCUCAAAGGGUCCAAUACAUAUCAAUUAAUAGCUUUU
Messenger RNA from Brenthis ino (lesser marbled fritillary), 2373 nucleotides. NCBI's taxonomy places the organism in Eukaryota, Metazoa, Arthropoda, Insecta, Lepidoptera, Nymphalidae. The record is from the annotation of a GenBank genome assembly.